AUGGUGGUGACUGCAGCAAUGACAGUUGCUCCAGCUGCCCUCUUGGCUGCAGUGUUUGUAGUCAUGUUCUGUGAAGCUAAGGAAAAACACAAUCAACAUUCUGAAUUUACUAUUGAAGAUUUGGUAUGCAGUGUAUCUGAUUUGUUUGGAGCUGGGACAGAGACAACAAGCACCACCGUGAGAUAUGGACUCCUGCUCCUACUGAAGUACCCGGAGGUCACAGCUAAAGUCCAGGAAGAGAUUGGCCAUGUGGUUGGCAGACACCGGAGUCCCUGCAUGCAGGACAGGAGCUGCAUGCCCUACACAGAUGCCGUGGUGCAUGAGAUCCAGAGAUACAUUAACCUCCUUCCCACCAACCUGCCCCAUGCAGUGACAUGUGAGGUUAAAUUCAGAAACUACCUCAUCCCUAAGGGCACAACCGUAUUUACAUCACUGACAUCUGUGCUGCAUGAUGAGAAAGAAUUCCCCAACCCAAAGGUGUUUGACCCUGGCCACUUUCUGGAUGAGAGUGGAAACUUUAAGAAAAGUGACUACUUUAUGCCUUUCUCAGCAGGGAUCAUUGAGAUUACAUUGGGCCCACUUGGAUGA
Galeopterus variegatus (Sunda flying lemur) is the source of this 588-nucleotide messenger RNA. Its product is annotated as cytochrome P450 2C42-like. The transcript has 5 exons. The record is from RefSeq and is a predicted model, not a curated record. Gene Ontology annotation, cellular component: cytoplasm; intracellular membrane-bounded organelle. Gene Ontology annotation, molecular function: iron ion binding; heme binding; oxidoreductase activity, acting on paired donors, with incorporation or reduction of molecular oxygen, reduced flavin or flavoprotein as one donor, and incorporation of one atom of oxygen. Lineage: Eukaryota; Metazoa; Chordata; Mammalia; Dermoptera; Cynocephalidae. Gene Ontology annotation, biological process: xenobiotic metabolic process. Bases 1 to 588 code for a protein of 195 amino acids.